Messenger RNA from Macrosteles quadrilineatus (aster leafhopper), 4179 nucleotides. RefSeq names its product C-terminal-binding protein (gene CtBP). The coding region runs from base 297 to 1691 and encodes 464 amino acids. Gene Ontology annotation, molecular function: oxidoreductase activity, acting on the CH-OH group of donors, NAD or NADP as acceptor; transcription corepressor activity; NAD binding. The transcript has 9 exons. NCBI's taxonomy places the organism in Eukaryota, Metazoa, Arthropoda, Insecta, Hemiptera, Cicadellidae. The record is from RefSeq and is a predicted model, not a curated record.
GCCAUCUUGACUAAGUGGUGAUAUCGAAGUUGGAAUUUUCUCAAUAUCGCAUAAUUACUUACUUAAAUCUGUGAUGCACUGUCGUUUUUAGUUCUUAGUGAAUUGCUAUAAUUGCAACGCUUAUUAUAGUCGAGUGUAUAAAUUAGGAAUUACAUUUCUACGUGAUAAACUUUCUAGUUUUGUGUAAGCCGAAGUCAGCGUGGCCAGUCUUUGUUUCUUGCUGCAGUCAAUAGGGUGCGGGAUGGUGGCGGCCGCGAGUGAUGCGUGCUAGUGUUGUGCGUGUGUGAGUGUGGACCAUGGACAAACGCAAGAUGAUGCCUAAGAGGCCGCGUAUGGACAACCUGAGAGGACCGAUCGCCAAUGGUCCCAUGCAGACGAGACCACUGGUGGCGCUGCUGGACGGCCGCGACUGCAGCAUAGAGAUGCCUAUACUCAAGGAUGUAGCAACUGUCGCCUUCUGUGACGCUCAGUCUACCUCAGAGAUACAUGAAAAAGUCCUAAAUGAGGCAGUAGGAGCUCUUAUGUGGCACACCAUAAUUUUAACCAAGGAAGACCUUGAAAAGUUUAAGACACUCAGAAUCAUAGUUCGUAUUGGAAGUGGAGUUGACAACAUAGAUGUCAAGGCAGCAGGAGAGCUGGGCAUUGCAGUAUGUAAUGUCCCAGGCUACGGUGUAGAAGAGGUUGCUGACACAACGCUGUGUUUAAUCCUCAACCUGUAUCGCCGCACCUAUUGGCUGGCCAACAUGGUGAGGGAAGGCAAGAAGUUCACAGGGCCAGAACAGGUUAGGGAGGCUGCCCAAGGCUGUGCUAGGAUACGAGGGGACACACUAGGUAUCGUCGGUUUAGGUCGAAUUGGUUCUGCAGUUGCCCUCCGAGCGAAAGCCUUUGGUUUUAAUGUCAUAUUUUACGACCCUUACCUGCCUGAUGGAAUUGAAAAAUCAUUGGGUUUAACUAGAGUAUAUACAUUACAAGACCUACUGUUCCAAUCAGACUGUGUGUCACUGCAUUGCACCCUCAAUGAGCAUAACCACCAUCUCAUAAACGAGUUCACCAUCAAACAAAUGAGGCCAGGUGCUUUCCUAGUGAACACAGCCAGAGGUGGUCUGGUGGAUGAUGAUGCACUAGCUGCAGCUCUGAAACAGGGCAGGAUCAGAGCGGCUGCAUUAGAUGUCCACGAGAACGAGCCGUACAACGUCUUUCAAGGACCUCUAAAAGAUGCUCCGAACCUGUUAUGUACGCCGCAUGCCGCAUUUUACUCAGAUGCGUCAUGUACAGAGCUGCGGGAAAUGGCAGCAUCAGAAAUUAGGCGAGCGAUCAUUGGUAGAAUUCCGGACUGUCUGCGGAAUUGUGUGAACAAAGAGUACUUUCCCAGCGGAGGUGUGGGUGUGGGUGUAGGCUACCCGGUGGGUGGAGCCGAGGGUAUGAACGGUGGCUACUAUGCUGCAGGCGGGGGUGCUGUGGGGGCAGCUACAGGAGCGGGGGCACUGCCAGUGCAACAAGCACACUCCACCACUCCUCAUGAGGUGCCACACUCUGUGACAGCACCACCUCCUCCUCAACCACCACCUGUCACGCAACCCCCCGGUAUCCCUCACUCCAUGGUCAGUAGUGAUCUGAGAUCCCUAACUACGGCUGACCCCUCCAACCACCACGCCGUUAAGCCCUCUGUCGAGUCAUCGGAAGUGCAUUAACCCUCUACAGAUGACAGUGUUUUGGUUUCUCUCAGUACAAAGUUAAAGAAACUCCCCCUGUAUCAAUCAUAGGUAAAUCAUCUUCAUUUCUGUCAAUUUCACAACAAAACAUUUUCACAUUUUUUACUGAAAGUUUUUGUUAGACAACGUUUAAAAAUACAGUUUGUAAUGCUAAAAGAGAGCAUGAGAGAUGACUUUGAACAAAGUUUUUUUUUCAUCUUCUCUUGGAACCUGAUAUUGCCAGAAACGAAGAGUUGCCAAUGAAUUGUAAGAUGAACAUAGGACUUUAGAUAAUAUAGAUGUCGUGAAUGUGUCUUGCCCUGUUUAUUUGUUCGUCACUCGAGAUUCUCAUUGACUCAAAAGUGUGGACACUGAUUAUGUACAGUGCGUGAAAAUAAACGAGAUUCAAUUUACGAUUGUAAUAAACUGAUUAUUACAGAGUCAUUGUAAAUAGCUCAUUUUGUCUAGGUAACUUUUAUUUUUUUAGAUAGAUUACAAGCUUCUUUUUAUUAUUAUUAUUACAGAAGGCUUUUUAAAUAAUGUUCGAUAGUGAUUGUAUAUUUGAGAUUCUUUUAUUAUUGUGUCAAUUUAUUGCUGUAUUAUUUGUACCACUGUAUAAUUUUUAAAGAUUUAUAUUUGUAAUGAUGUUGUGACUCCCUUUUGAUUAUUGUACAAAAGAGUAUCAAAAAUAUUAUCAGGUUGAAAUUGUACAGGGUCACACUAUUAAAUCUGUUUCUUUACAGAUAGUACUGUUUAGGACUUAUUUGUAAUUUUGUACUAAUUUUAGCUAUGGUAUUUAAUAUUUAUAUUUUCUGCCAAGACUCAUAUGUAACCAAAAAUUGAACAGACAAGCAUUUUGUUUUAGCUCAGCUAUCAAAAUGCAUUUUUUAGCUCAGCUGUCAAAAAGCAUUUUUUAGCUCAGCUGUCAAAAAGCAUUUUUUAGCUCAGCUAUCAAAAACAACCCAGGACAAGCAUUGUAUAAUGUUAAACAACAUAACCUUUCAUACCAAUGGCAUUUAAAAAAUGUUAUACAAAAUCAUAUAUUUUACUGAGGAUAUAACCAUAGAUAAAACAUACUCCCUUAGUAGAUUUGUCAUCCUCAUGGAACAGCUGAAGCCAGUUGUAUUGAUAGUUCUGUACGCCCAACUGUAGAGGUUGUGUUUUGUUUAUAAUUUGUUUCUUGUUAUUUCAGUCAUUUAAAACCUCAUUUGACCAAAUAAAACUAUAUAAUCAAAAACAAUAAAUGGUCUCCUUGUUAUAACCAAAUAGUAAAGCACAAAUCAUGAAAAUAACCCUAUAAUAAUAGAAACAAAAUUUUUCUACCCCAGCGAUCGUUGUGGACGUACAUGAACCAGACACGAAAAACAAGCUUCAAAAUUUACAAUGGGAUGAGGAGUCUACUUGUGUUGCUUAGUCUAUGAUAUAACCUAAGUAAAAUACUUACUGUAAAUGUUUGUUACACUACUAAUCAUGUUUGAGCUUCUGUUUUUCAAUAUAUUCAUAAUAACAUAAUGAUGUAUAUGUAAGUAAUUCACCAAUCUUGAAACAAGUUAAAGUACUAAAGCAAAGAAAUUAUGAUUGUUUAAAACCAAAAUGUCAAAUCUAGCUUACGAAUCGAUUCAUCAAAGAUGAUACUUGUACAUUAUUUUGUAUAACAGAAUAAAACAAUGCUUUGAGUCAUAUGAAGAACUCUUUUAUUUAUCAGAAUUACAUUUCUCGAACAAACCUACAGUUUUCUUUUCUGUUCUUUCUUAACAUUUGACUAAUUCUUAACUUGAGUCAAAAUUAUUAAAGCACAUUGUAAAAUGUAACCUAUUUAAAAUCAAAUUGAAUAUCAAUUCAUAUUUUUUACAUAACUGUCUUUUUUAAAUUUUUAUCUUCUAUUACAACAAUUCUUCAUGAAAUGUGCUUGAUUGAUAACAUGAAAUAAAAAAUGUGAUGUCUUUAAAGUAUCUUUUGAGAUGUUAUUAGUUUGAAUGUACUGUGUUACAAGUGAGCCAUUCACAAGCGAUAGCUUAAUUUGUUACUAUCUUUUAGUGAUCUAAACUUUUAUACAAGACAUUGAAAGGUGGAUUUUAUUUUUGUACAGUAUAGUUGUAAGCACACUGGAACAUCACAGGAUCAGUCGCUUUGGUAGCUCGGUUGUCACAAACAUUCCACCCACAAUCCACUGCGACUGGACCUACACACAAAACCUGUUAACAAUUGAAGAUUUUUAUAAAAAGACUUAAUUGGAGAUUUUUAAUAAAAAGACUUAAAUUUAUAUUUUGAGGUACCCUGAAUUUAAGUGCUGGUAAUGAACUAAUAAGGAAGCCACUGGUAAAAUGGAAUUCCUUUUUUUAAUAUUGUUAAGAUACUUUAGUUAGUUGUAGUUUGAGUUAUCAGAUUAGGUUUGUAAGGUAGAUUAGUGUCCAGAGUUUACGAAUGAAUGUUUAGGGCUCUUCCACUGAACAUGUAAAUCAUACUGAAUAAAUGACAUCAUCUUGUA